CUGUUUCGUUUCAUUAUCUCAUCUUUGAAGUCUGGAAGAUCUUCAUAUCUAAUGGAUGUUAUUGUGGGUCUGCUUUAUCCUGUAAUUUUUUUGCAGGUACAUGAUCUCCUCAAAUAUAGGUGAGGUUGCCUCAAUAUUUUUAACAGAGGCAUUAGGGGUCCCGGAAGGCCUAAUCCGUGUCCAACCCUUGUGGGUCAACCUUGUCACAGAUGGACAUCCUGCGACAGCCACCAAAUAGGGACAUCAUGAAGAAACCCCCUCGCCGAAGUGAUGACAUGCUCAUCAAUCCUUGGACUUUAUUCCGCUAUCUGGUAAAAAGUUUGGAAAAGACGUACUUCAUUAGAGGCAACUUCAUUAGAUGUAUGAAAAAAAAGGUUUUGCUUUAUAUGGAUUUUAUUUGCAUAUACGUUGAGACUAUUGAGAUCUUGAAUUUUUGCUAAUUUUUCAUUAUGACAUUGCUUUUAUAGGGCUAUUGAAUUAUCUUAUUAAUUUUGGAAAUGUUUUGUUGAUGUUUUAAAAUUUCUUGAUCAUUUCUUAAUACCUCAA
Messenger RNA from Camellia sinensis, 546 nucleotides. The record is from RefSeq and is a predicted model, not a curated record. Lineage: Eukaryota; Viridiplantae; Streptophyta; Magnoliopsida; Ericales; Theaceae.